Trichosporon asahii var. asahii CBS 2479 is the source of this 402-nucleotide messenger RNA. RefSeq lists its product as uncharacterized. Gene Ontology annotation, molecular function: mRNA binding. Gene Ontology annotation, biological process: RNA splicing. The record is from RefSeq and is a predicted model, not a curated record. Bases 1 to 402 code for a protein of 133 amino acids. NCBI's taxonomy places the organism in Eukaryota, Fungi, Basidiomycota, Tremellomycetes, Trichosporonales, Trichosporonaceae. The transcript has 4 exons. Gene Ontology annotation, cellular component: exon-exon junction complex; nucleus; cytoplasm.
AUGGCCGACGUUGACAUGGACACUGGAUCUUCCACACACACUGUAGCUAACAUGGCAGCCGUCGAGGGGUGGAUCAUCAUCGUCACGAAUCUGAACGAGGAGACGACCGAGGAGGAUCUCGAGGACCACUUUGCCGACUUUGGAAACGUCAAGAACCUCUCCAUGGCGCUGAACCGUCGUACCGGAUACGUUAUGGGCUACGCUCUCAUCGAGUAUGCGACCAAGGAGGAGGCCGAGGCGGCGAUCAAGGCAACGAACGGCACCGAGUUCCUCGAGAAGAAGAUUAACACCGACUUUGCCUUUGCCAAGCCCCCGGCAGGUGCCGGUGGAGGACGACGCGACCGUGCUCCUGGAAGGCGGGGAGGAGGGCGCGACCGCUCUGUGUCUCCGGGACGUCGAUGA